Messenger RNA from Vidua macroura (Pin-tailed whydah), 5955 nucleotides. It is a transcript of the gene SAMD4A, whose product is annotated as sterile alpha motif domain containing 4A. The transcript is spliced from 13 exons. Gene Ontology annotation, molecular function: mRNA binding; translation repressor activity; protein binding. Lineage: Eukaryota; Metazoa; Chordata; Aves; Passeriformes; Viduidae. Gene Ontology annotation, biological process: nuclear-transcribed mRNA poly(A) tail shortening; negative regulation of translation; regulation of mRNA stability. Gene Ontology annotation, cellular component: P-body. The record is from RefSeq and is a predicted model, not a curated record. Bases 566 to 2683 code for a protein of 705 amino acids.
CCCCCUCCCCCCUCUUCUCCCCUCUUUCCCUUUUCCCUUUUCCCGCCUCCUUCCCUCGUUUUCCCCCCCCUUCAUCCCAUGGACAUGGCACGGCCACCUUAAAAACGCCGCGCCGCCCCCUCCUCCCCCGAUCGCCGGGGCCGGUAUGAGUCAGGUGUGAAGCCCCCGCCGGGAGGAGGUCGUUGCCCUCGCUGGCUGCAGCCCUGACGCUGGGAUUUUCCUUUUUUUGGCUUUUUUAAUUUUUUUUUUUUUUUUUUUUUCGGCCCCACCACCUCCCUCCUUCCCUCCCUCGCUCCCUCCCUCCAGGAAUCCAGCGCUGCACCGAAGCCAGAAGAGAGGGAGCAAAACCCAGCCCAGGCCGAGAGCUGCGUCCAGAAACCAAACCCGCCCUUCGCGUCGCAAAGGAGAUUUUUUUUUUUUUUUUUUUAAAUCAUCACUAUUAUUAUUAUUAUUAUUUUUAUUUUUAAUACCCCUGACCCGAGCACGGUGGCGGCAGCGGCGCCGGGGCAGGGAGGCUGUCCCGGUUAUUUAUUCUCUCCCCGCAGAGCUGUCCCUCCGGCUCACCAUGAUGUUCCGAGACCAGGUUGGCGUGCUGGCCGGGUGGUUCAAGGGCUGGAACGAGUGCGAGCAGACUGUUGCGCUGCUCUCCCUGCUCAAACGCGUCAGCCGGACCCAGGCUCGCUUCCUCCAGCUCUGCCUCGAGCAUUCCCUGGCAGACUGCACCGAGCUCCACAUCCUCGAAGGGGAGGCGAACAACCCCGGAAUCAUUAACCAGUGGCAACAGGAAUCCAAGGAUAAAGCGAUCUCCCUCUUGUUAACCCACCUGCCUUUACUGAAGCCCGGCAACAUCGAGGCGAAAGUCGAGUACAUGAAACUCUUGCCCAAAAUCCUGGCGCACUCGAUCGAGCACAACCAGCACAUCGAGGAGAGCAGGCAGCUGCUGUCCUACGCCUUGAUACACCCCGCCACCUCCCUGGAGGACAGGAGCGCCCUGGCCAUGUGGCUCAACCACCUGGAGGACCGCACGUCGGGGGGCUUCGGCGGGCAGGGCCGCGGCCGCUCGGACUCGGUGGACUACGGGCAGGCUCACUACUAUCACCAAAGACAGAACUCCGACGACAAACUCAACGGGUGGCAGAACUCUCGGGACUCCGGCAUCAGCGUCAGCGCCUCCAGCUGGCAGGACAAAAGCCUGGCCUGCGAGAACGGCCACCUGCCCCUCUACUCCUCCUCCUCCGUCCCCACCACCAUCAACACCAUCGGCACUAGCACAAGCACCAUUCUCUCAGGCCAGACACACCACAGCCCUUUGAAACGCUCUGUGUCCCUUACCCCACCCAUGAAUGUGCCAAACCAACCUCUAGGACAUGGAUGGAUGUCUCAUGAGGACUUACGAGCUAGAGGACCCCAGUGCAUCCCUUCCGAUCAUGCCCCCCUGUCUCCACAAAGCAGUGUAGCCUCUUCGGGAAGUGGUGGGAGUGAACAUUUAGAAGAUCAGCCUUCCGCUCGUAACACAUUCCAGGAGGAAGGGAGUGGGAUGAAAGAUGUCCCAGCCUGGCUGAAGAGCCUUCGGCUGCACAAGUACGCCGCCCUCUUCUCCCAGAUGACGUACGAGGAGAUGAUGGCCCUCACCGAAUGCCAGCUCGAGGCACAAAACGUUACCAAAGGCGCGAGACACAAAAUAGUCAUCAGUAUCCAAAAGCUAAAAGAAAGACAAAACCUGCUCAAAUCUCUAGAAGGGGACAUCCUGGAAGGCGGCAACUUGCGUGUCCCGCUGCAGGAGCUGCACCAAAUGAUCCUCACCCCCAUCAAAGCCUACUCUUCCCAAAACUCCAGCACGGAGGAGCACAGCCGGGACGUGGACUCGCACCACCCCUCCUCCCUGCUGGGCUCGGACAGCCAAGGCUCGGACUGCAAGGACUCCGCGGCGGCCGGGAUGCAGCAGCACCAUCUGCCGGGAUGCGAGGGCGAGUCGGGAGGGGCCCCUUUGCCCGAGGGUGACCUGCCCGGGCAGUUCACCCGGGUGAUGGGGAAAGUCUGCACACAACUUUUAGUUUCCCGACCUGAUGAAGAGAAUAUAAGUUCCUAUUUACAGCUCAUAGACAAAUGUCUAAUCCACGAGGCGUUUACAGAGAUCCAGAAGAAGCGGCUGCUGUCAUGGAAACAGCAGGUGCAGAAACUCUUUCGGUCUUUCCCUCGGAAAUCCCUCCUGGAGCUGUCAGGCUAUCGGCAGCAGAGGAGCCGAGGCUUUGGCCAGUCCAACUCCCUCCCGACAGCCGGAUCCGCGGGGGCAGGGCUGGCACGGAGGAACCCCCGGCAGUUCCAGAUCCCCUCCCGCAACCUCCCCACGGCCCGGCUGGGGCUGCUGGGCCCCACGGGGCUGCUGGGCACCCCCCAGCGCAGCCCUGCCGCCAGCCCCGCCAUCCUCAAGCAAGGCAGGCAGAACCUGUGGUUUGCCAACCCUGGGGGCAGUAACAGCAUGCCCAGCCGGAGCCACAGCUCGGUGCAGAGGACGCGCUCGCUGCCGGUCCACACGUCCCCGCAGACCAUGCUGAUGUUUCAGCAGCCAGAGUUCCAGGUGCCGGUGACUGAACCUGACAUCAACAACAGGCUGGAGUCCCUGUGCCUGAGCAUGACGGAGCACGCACUCAGCGAUGGUGUCGACAGAACCUCCACGAUCUAGAAGGCGUCGCCACGGGGACGCUGGCCGGGACAACAACUGCUGCGGGUCCAGCGGCGAGGUCGGGGCUUGAGGGAGCCUCAGUGAUAGCUUGCAUCCUUUCUCCUCUCUCCUCUCCUCUCUCUCUCUCUCUCUCUCUCUCUCUCUCCUGUUUUAAUUUUGUGAAUGUGUAGAUUGUCCUUGUGAACAUAUCAUUAGACUUGGAAUUUGUGUUGUCAUUUAUUACAUCCAUGCUAAGGGGGGGAAAAAGAUGGCAAAAAAAAAAAAAAAAAAAAGAAGAAAUCUCAGCGACGAUGGUGAAGCAGCAUGGGGAGGUUGGGGCGGACAUGGAGGAGGAGGAGAGUGCUGACAACGGAGGGUUCACCGUGGGCAAACCCUGCUCCUGGAGGAGGAUACCAAGGAGCACGGAACACCACGUGGGGGGGUGUGUGACCAAAAAUCCUUCGGGGAGGAUCCACCUGCCCUGCCGGGGGCUUCGGGGACGGCAGUCCCGUCUCUCGAGUUCCGCUGCUUUCGGGUGCGGGCUGACCCGGCGAGCCCAGAUUGAAACAGAAAUAAUAAAAUAACCCCAGAAUUUCCUUUCAGUUUAGCCAGGAGAUCUGCAGUGUGGAGGCAGCGUUGUGCUCAGGGCAGUGGAGGUCGUCCCUGUGCCCAGCUUGCAUUGGGAUGGGGGAUGGAGCGGGGGCAUCUCGCCCAGAGGAGGGUCCCGGGGGGAGUCUGCGAACUGGGGGACACUGGGAGAGUUUCCUGCAUCCUGGCUCCACACAUCUGGCCCAGCCUGCCCAAAUCCAGCUGUAAGGGGCUUUUCCAGCAUGGCCAAUGAGGGAUGAAGGAGUCCCCAGAUAAAACCCAAGUCACAAAGGGCACCAAAAUGCAGCUUCACAGCCUUGUUUUCUUGGCAUUAACCGUGGGGCUGGCAGUGGCUGGGCUGCCCCUCACCCACUGCUGCUUUUUAUAACAGGAGCUAAAUUUGGUGUUAAAUUGGUAAAUCUGACCUGGCACUGCUCUGAGCUGCAGUGAUGCUCCCGCUGGUCCCGAUGCUGCUCCUCUGAUGGAAUAAUAACAAAUACAAAAUCAGUUAAUUGAGCUGAUGGGUGGCAGCAAUAUUUCCAGCAUGGGCUGUGAGGACAUGGGCAGCAUCGUGUGCCAGUAUCAGAGGGAGCAGGGCUCAGGGGGAGCCAGAGCACGGGCAGGGUUGGGAGACGUGUGAAUCCUUCUGUCAUGCAGCGUUUUUAAGUUGUUUUUCUAAAAAAAAAAAAAAGAAAUAUAUAUAUAUAUAUGUAUACAAAAACCCAAGUGCCAAAUGCAAUGUUUUAUGUUUGCUGUUCCUUGGUGUCCUGCUUCCCGGCAGACAGGAGGUUGAGGGGGGGGUGAUGGGGAGGGUGGAGAAGGGAAAACCUGAAGGCCAGGGAGGUUGGGAAGAGGUGUGAGGAGGUGAAGGCGAAGCGGGGUCGGCGCUGGGGACCUGGGUCACCCCCGAGCACCCCCAGCUUGUGAGGUGAGAGCGGAGCCGCCGUAGCAGGAGCCUCCCUCAGGGAGACUCCAGUGUAUUUACAGAGCUGAAAUUCUAUUUAUUCCUUCGCUGACUAUGGACACGGAGGUUUUCUGAUUGUUCAGAGAGAUUAUUUUGGAUAUUUUACCUAUUAACUUGCUGUGGCUGGGAACCAUGAUAAUGUCUGUUAUUAACAACCACCAAAUAAUUCAAUUGUUUUAUCCUUUUGAUGUUAAAAGAAGAAAAAAAAAGCUUAUUUUCCAUUGACAGUGUAGAGGUUAAUAACGACUCAGUUGUGUUUGCUGUUUCUUGUUUUGUUUUUUGAGUAAAAACAACAAAAAAGUGGCUUCAGUUGUGUUCGGGAAGUGCUGCCUGGCUCUGGCUGCCGGUGCUAAGUGCGGGUGGCAGAGCUCCAGGGAAAGAAGCUUAAAAGGCGGAGGGGGGGGAAAAAGCUUGAAUCCUAAAAGAAAUAAAAAUUACUUAUAGAAAGAAAAAAAAAAAAAAUUUAAAAAAAUCCUCCAACAGUUGCAUGAGCGAGGCUGCGAGGUCAAAUAUUCAGUAAUAAAGCGGCAGUGCCUUUCUUUUUGUAUCCCCCCGCUCGCCCCACUGCAACUGUCCCCUCCCUGUCCUGUCCGAGAUGUCGCCGCCGCGGGGCCCUGGGGGUCGGGCGGGCAAGUCCCCCCCUCCCGCUGCUCGCCCAGCUCCAGCCCCGGGCUCCCCCCAGCUCCGCCGGGACCUUUCCCUGGUGCUGUUCCCCCGGCCAGCCCAGCGCACACAAGUGGCCUUGGGCCCGGCGGAUGCGACACCCACGGGGACACAACCCUGUCCCUUCCGUGCCGUCCCCAUCCCCAGGGACACCCCGAGCUCGGCUGGGCUGGCGUUGGGCUCAGCUCAGCGAAACCCUCGAAGGGGUUUAGGGUGGCCGAGGCCGGGCAGCAUCCAGCAGGAAAAUCCCAAACUGCGGCGGUUUGGGUCAGCGCUUAGGGAAACGAUUUCUGUUUGUCACCUUUCUCCAUGUCGGGUUUGGCUUUCGGAAUGUGCCUGAUGGAAAGUGGGUCCCGCAGACGUCUAUAAUUUGCACACAGCGACGAUAACACUAAAGUUGAUUUUAUACGAGUCAUCAGAGUUUGCAAAGUGAGUUUUAUUUUUUGUAUUCCUUUUAUCUUUACUUAAAGGUGAAUGUGUAUUCCUCUGGGAGGAAUAGGAAGAAAAAAAAAGAAAAAAAGAAAAAUACAUAAAAAAACGGGAAUGUUAAUAAUGUUAAACAGAAUACUUCCUCCCUUAUUAAUAUAUAUAACCCUGAUGUAUUUAUGCCUAUUGUAAGCUGACUUUAAAGAGCUUUGACCUCUCUUCUGUUGCAUGCCGUUCCCGGGCAGCCUCUCCUUGUCCAUGCAUGCCUUUUGUCCUGGUUUUUCUGUACAAAGUUAGUGCACAAAAGAACUAUUUUUGCCUAGUUAAUGUUGCCGAGCAAUGCCUAUUUUUUAAAUUUUAAUUUCCUUUUUUUUUUUUUUUUUUUUUUUUUUUUUUUGGUCAUAUACGGCAAUAGCAUGUUUGUUACAUGUAAAAGCUUCCCGAUAUAAAGAAAUACUAAUGUUUGGAGAUGCCAGUCUUUGCAAGUGUACAGUUUUCCAAUGUUGUUCCCAGUGAAACACCCUCGUGAUUUCCACUUGCUCCGAUGUAUUUAUUACUCAUUUCCUCCCGUGUAACUAGGAACCAUGGCUAUAUUUCAUAUCUGCGCUAUAUUGAAAGUGAAGGGAGAUGAUUAAUACAAGGUUUUGUAACA